Molecule: messenger RNA, 1714 nt
Organism: Babesia bovis T2Bo
Lineage: Eukaryota; Apicomplexa; Aconoidasida; Piroplasmida; Babesiidae
Product: CHY zinc finger domain containing protein
Exons: 9
Coding region: 61-1710 (549 amino acids)
Molecular function (GO): zinc ion binding
Source: RefSeq, a predicted model, not a curated record
CAUAUUUCCUGCGCGAUAGAUUCACCAUGUUAGUACUAACCUUUUACAAUAUUUCUUGACAUGUCGCAGCAGCUUGUGACAAGUGACCGUGGAUACAUUGAGCUUUAUAAGUUAGAGAAGUUAUUUGAUGCGCGAUUCGCUCUGUCUUCUGCUGUUGACCAGUUAGACACUGUAUCUAUAGACGACGUAUAUCGCAACGAUAGUAUAAUAGCCCAUGUAGUCUUGCGUCCCACUGACCCUGAGUUUAAUAUAUCACUCCUAAAGGGCGAGAGUUGCAUUAACUUAUCGCUAUGUCUACAUCGUGUCCCUGGUGUAUCACUUGAGUCUAGUCAUGGUUACUAUACCAUUAGCCAAGCUUCUGACAUUGAUGUCAAGGGCGACCAUCUCGGUCGUGAUGUAAAGCUUGUUCUAAAGAAGGUGAUUCUUACCUUCCUUGGCAAGUACUUGACAACUACUCCGUAUGCCAUUUACGAGUGUUUGAAGUUGGUAGAUCGUGAAUUAUGCCACAUAUUUGAGAUAUGUGGCCACAGUAGCAAAAAUACUACCGAUACUAGCAAUUCUAAGGUCCGGGAAUCCAAUGUUGACACCUGGUCUUUGGAGGAGCAGAAGAGUCUUGAGUUUGCUCUUGGUAAGACCAAGGGCAUUCCCAAUGCCGCUGAGCGUUGGUCUGCUGUGGCUGCGAUAGUGAAGACCAAGAGCGCUGAUGAGUGCCGUCUUCGUUUUCAGCGCUGCCGUGAGCAGUUGCUAAACAAGGCCAAUGAGCACAAAAAGUCACUGGCUGGUAUGCCUGCUGAGUAUGAAACUGUACUUGCUAGGAGUGACCCUUUACGCCUAUUAUCGCUAGAGCUGGAAGCCAUCAGUGUGUUUAACGUUGUGAAUAUAGUGGUCCAACUAGGCUGCACUAGGUGUAGCACGGCGUUCGACGUUACAUUAGCCCACGGUGACAGGAAGAUUGCGGUUGUGCCACGCCAUUGCGAUAAAUGUAACAUGGCCCAGCUUAUUGAAUUUCAACCAGAAAUUGCCUUUGCAUCUCAGCCUGCAUUGGGCAACCUGAAGUUAGAAAACUGCAUCUUUCUGGACUAUAUAACUGGCGAGUUUUUCGUUACUUGCGAGAGUUGUGACACUCAAUGCAAGGUUCGUGACGUUCAGAACGGCACAUGCAAACGUUCUGUUUGUAGAGGUUGCUUUGCUAAACUCGCUCUGAGUUUUACUGGUGUUGAAUUUGGCCAGGACAAUUCAGUUUCUAGUGUCACCAGUGCCAGGCCUAUAAGGAUUGUACCAAAGCCGGCGAAACCUAAAACUCCCGGUGGUCGUGGUUUAAAGGUUGGCACUCCACUCCCGGAUAAUGGCAUUUGCAAGCACUAUUCAAAGUCAUUCCGUUGGUUCAGGUUUCCCUGUUGUGGCAAGUUAUUUCCGUGUGAUUUGUGUCACGAUGAGGGUACUGACCAUCCUUAUGAGCUUGCUCAUGUCAUUGUCUGCGGUCACUGUUCAACUCAGCAAGCGGUUUCUAACAAGAAGUGCCAGCACUGUGGUCGUGGCUAUACGGCAUCCAGUUCAUCAUACUGGGAGGGUGGCAAAGGAUGCCGUGAUGCUGUUAAGUUAAGUCGUAAGGAUUCCAAAAAGUACGGCUUGCUUCGUAAGCAGGCUGAGCAGACUCAGGGUACGUCACGAUCCACUUCUGGUGGUCCAGGGCGUGCUAUACGUAAGUGAAUAU